Messenger RNA from Cucurbita pepo subsp. pepo (vegetable marrow), 624 nucleotides. Lineage: Eukaryota; Viridiplantae; Streptophyta; Magnoliopsida; Cucurbitales; Cucurbitaceae. The record is from RefSeq and is a predicted model, not a curated record.
UUCUCUUUCUUCAAGAAUCUUCUCAGGUCUGCCCGUGCACACAGUUAUUCAAGUUCGAGCUCAGUUUUCAGUCUCAAAUCACCAUUUCAAGCUUCGAAGCUUGCCGUUUUUGUCGCUACAAUUGCUUCUUCUGAGUUUUGUUGUAAACUUCAUGAUUAUUGUUACACUGUGUUCAGCUGGAGAUGUCGAAUUUCGCUCCUGCGCUGUUUGUUCUUCUCUUGAUGAUCGGUGGAAGCUACGGAGCGACUGCUCAUUUCGCCUCUGGUCCGCACAUUGCGGAUGUGAAUAUACUGUUGCCUCCCAAGAUGACUAAUCCAGUAGAGUAUAGGCUGCAAGGGAGUGAUGGUUGCUUCAAAUGGUCUUGGGAUCAUCAUGAUAUUCUUAGUGUUCUACCAGAAUACAAUGUAAGUAGUCACUGCUCGACAAGUGCUCUGCUGAGAUCUAUUGCUCCUUACAGUGGUCGCAAGGAGACCGCUGUUUAUGCUGCUGAUGUACAAACUGGAAUUGUAAUUCGCUGCAAAGUUUUUAUCGACAAAUUUUCAAGAAUCCAAAUAUUUCACAAUUCUAUCAAACUUGACUUGGAUGGGCUUGCUACACUUCGAGUCCGUGCCUUUGACAGUGAAG